GUGCAGUUGGGUAGCUUCCAAUCUCAGUGGUUGGUGGUGAUUGAUGAAUCUGAAAAUUGGAAGAUUGUAGAAUUGUUGUUGGUUAUAGGAUCUUUUGAACAGAUUAUACUGGUUUGCGAGAGAACGGAACUGGCAUUAAGUUCUUGGAGUCUGGGAUGCAUUUAAGGUAGAAAUCAAAACAUGAGAAGAAUUGAUUCCAUCUGACUUGUCUGAUGGAAAGCGGCUUGGUUUGUUGCAGUAGUCCUGUGGUCAGUGUUGACCUCUAUAGGAAAACAUGCACAUUCUAGAAAGGAUUUCCAGUGUUGGAAUGCUGAUUUAACAGCAAGGAGUUCUUUAUUAAACAUGUCACAAUUGCAUUGUUUUGGGGGGCAGACAGGGCUCUGGAAAAGAAGGCACAUGGAAAGAGGUAUGCAAAGAGCUGCUUUUAACUUUUCCAAGGCUGAUUGGUGUGUAGAGACUCAAGCGAAUUUAAUUCCCUUCUUCGUCAGUUAGGUCAGUGGUUUGGCUUUAUGAGCAAAGUCUGGUAUAAAUUUCCUGUAGAAACUAGCAAAGCCCAGGAAGCAUUGGACAUCUCUGGCUGUAUGAUGGGCUUGCCAGUCUAGUAUAGCUUGGACUUUCUGGGAGUCCCACCUCUUGUGGAAAUACGUUAGUCCAAGAAGUCUAGUUGUUGUAAAUCAAAGGCACAUUUUUCUGGCAUGGCAAAGAGGUGGUUAUCUCUUAGUCUACUGAGGACUGGGUGUACGUGGUCCUUAUGCUGAGCCUCAUUCUGAGAGUAAAUUAAAAUGUCAUCCAGGAGAUUGGCGAGCCAGUCUGCAGAGGAGACGGCCCAGAGCUGUCAAGGCAGGAUGAUGGCACUUCCCUCCACAGUUGCUGCCCACAGACAAGUCCGGGACACGAGUAUGAUUGGUGGGGCUUAUCACAAUGCUCUCAGAUUCUUAAGUCACUCUGAACAAGAAGUCUUUGGAGACUGAGCUACCCUAAGUGCAGAAGAACCAAGAAAGAAGGACUUGCUGACAAUGCAGCAGCAAAAAAGACAACCAGAGUUAGUAGAAGGGAAACUUCCCACCUUUGUAUUUCUUACUAAACUCAUAUUUUAUGGCGAUGACCAGGUGACGCACAAACAGGUGUUGACUCUCUUCAGCCCCUAUGAGUUUGCCUUGAAAUUCAAAUUUCUAUGUACAACUCCAAAUAAAUAUGUUGUGGUGGAUGCUGCCAGUGCAGUGAAGCCUCGGAGUUUCAUUGAUAUAAUGAUUUGUCACCAAGAUGUCUGACCUUGCCAUUAUGGAGUGAUUGAUUAGUUUCAACUCCAGUUCUCUGAGCAAAGCCAGAGGAAAGCCCUGGGAGGGAAGGAAGUGAUUGCUACUCUGGUCCUCAUUGCAAAAGAGCAGCAGCAAAAGGAAGAGGAAGAGAAGAGGUUGAAGGAGCAUCAGACCAAAAGAGUAUUUCUGGAGCAGACUCUCUGUCAGCAGAAAAUAGAAUUGCCUCAUCGGGACUAGUUUACUCACCAUCUUUGUAGGAAUCCUGUGCAUUGCUGCUCUUAUGCUUCCCACAUUGGGAGAAUUGGAUUCCCUGGUGCCUCCCUACAUCCACUUGA
Molecule: messenger RNA, 1594 nt
Organism: Pantherophis guttatus
Lineage: Eukaryota; Metazoa; Chordata; Lepidosauria; Squamata; Colubridae
Source: RefSeq, a predicted model, not a curated record